This is a messenger RNA of Protopterus annectens (West African lungfish), 2995 nucleotides long. RefSeq lists its product as uncharacterized. The record is from RefSeq and is a predicted model, not a curated record. Lineage: Eukaryota; Metazoa; Chordata; Ceratodontiformes; Protopteridae. Bases 548 to 2995 code for a protein of 815 amino acids. The transcript is spliced from 11 exons.
UGUUUGCAAGGGACUACUAAUGCAUCACGAGAAUAAGGUUUAAGUCCUUUGCAACCUACAUGAAAGAGCACUCAGGCUCAUUGCAAUUAUUGCCUCCCAACGAAUAGAAAAACAUCGCAGGCUUCCGAAACAGACUAUAUGCACACAGCUGCAUAGUAAAAAAGAUUACUGUAACAGACACGAUCGUAAGAGCAGUAACACUGUAUUUAUUUUAAACACUUGGUGACCAAUUUCAAUAAGUAAAAUUGUUUUGAGUUGAUGGGAGAUUUAAUCUAACAGCCAUAGUUCUUCACUGUUAUUGCUUUGGAAUUCUUCUGCGUUUGACGUGUUGCUUGGCAACCAACAGCGAGCGAAAAACAAAACUUAAAAAAAAAGUUUAAAAGGCGUCUACACGUGAAAGAUAAAAUGUAAAAUCGAUGAUUCCCGGUAACAUAGUGGUUUUGAAACGUUCUCGAAACCGUGUUUUGUUUUGGAGUGAAAGAUACAUUUCGGUCUAAGACAGUGUCUAAGACACGGAUCUUUCCUGAAGCUCUAAGUGGAGGCAAACAUGAAGAAAACAGAACUUCCUACUAUAUGUCACCAGUCACAAAAGGAUUUUUUACAAGCCAGGCAAAUGAUGAUUCCUGCACAUAUAAAAACGAGUUCUCAGCCAUUUCUCCAGCACACAGUAGGCGAGUCAAACAAGUCUGAAUGUGGAACGGUCCAGAGAUGUAAUGAUUGUUAUAAACUCAAUGAAAACAAAAUGAAAGUCAUUUUUGCUGAAACUCUUGGACAUAGUGGAUUUCCAAAAUGCUCUUCUGAAUCUAGUGACAUUCCUAAUGUAAUGACUCAAGGGGCUAACUCAGUUGUCUGCAGAAAUUAUAAGAUGUCUGAGUUCAAUAAAAAUAAGGACAUUUAUGAUGAAAAUUGGAAGUUUCAGCAUCUCUGUAUGCAUGAAGAGAAUCACAAGAUUCAGUGUCUCUAUAUAUAUGAAGAUGAAACUGUGUCUUCAGUGAAGACGAUAAUUGCACCUUCUGUUGGCACAGCUAAAUCAGUAGCAAUGUUUAAGCGUCCAGAACCACCAAAGAGACCUAGAGCCAAUAGAUCAGUUGUUCGACAAGCUAGUCCUGUAGAUAAAAGGUUAACACCUGAAAGAAAAGGACCAGGUUUAGCUAAUGAAAGAAAGCAUAAGACUAGGCACAGAUGGGAAAAUAAAGAAUCAAGCAGUAAAAGUAAGAAAAGUGAAGAAUCAAGUACAUCAGAUUUGGGCUAUAAUGAAGUGUAUGACUAUUCAAAGCUGAAGGCACCAAACAGUGAUCAUGAAAGGAAAACUAGUGGGCCUGCAUCAGGAAAGGAAUUAGAAAUUCCUGAGCACAAAGAAAAGUGUGGCAUUAUUAAUGGGUCUGGUUUGAGGUCUACUCAGGAACUGUUGGAAGAGGCUGAAAACAUCACCAACAUGAACACUGCAAAAAUAAGUGAAACAAAAUUUCAACCAAAAAUGCCCCAAGAAAAUAUAUUCAGUGCAAACUUGCCAGCAAGAGCCACUGCGAGGUCAGUUGAUGAAAUAAUUGCUUCCCUGCGGUCCACAGGUUAUAGUGCUUCUCAGUCUGCCUCAGACCAGAUGAUCAAGGAACUGAUGGAAAAAGUUCUUGGUCAUGACAAGAGUAGCAUGAAUGAGGAAGUUCUACAGUCCAGAAGUGAAAAAAACUUAGAAGUGCCACAGUCUGGAAGUGAAAUGAAAUUAGUGGACAACGAAGCAGUAAAACUAGAACAAACAUCCAGUGUUUUUGAAAAUAAGUCACAAGAAAUGGCCCAAGAAUUUCCCACUGAGCUUCCAGUACAGAAAUCGGAAGAAAUGGCCAGCAUUAAUGAACAAGAUCCCUCAAAGAAUUCAGCAGUAGCAGCAGCAGAAGAAGCUGACAGUCCUCCUACAUCUUCUGUUUCUCCUGAAGUGUGUCAUAACUUUGUAUCUGAGGAAUCUGAAAGCCUGGAAAGUUUCAUGGACAAGGAAGAUAUGCAAAGAAAGUUGUCACUGCCUGCGCAGGUCACAUACUCAGAUAUAAUGUAUGUUAAAGGAGCUGCUGUAAAAAUGACUGAAAUUGUGACAACUGUCCAUCAACAGAAAGAAGAAGAAGAAAGACACAAGCGGUACAUUCCUUUUUCUCUGUUGGCCACAUGGACUCCAAAAGACAAAGAUUAUCACUUUGAAACCAUCCACCACAUCUGUACUGCAACUCCUAGCCAUGUACUGCCUACUGAACUACAUUUUGCCUCCAGAAUGUACUUUACUUCCAACCAUAAAAACACAGCAUGCAGCAAAAUGUACCAUACUGUAGCAGAGUUACUGUGUCAGAAAGAAGUGUUUCAUGAAAAUGUCUCUUCAGAGGAGCACUGUGAAGUCAAUAGGGUCCUUCAUGAAGGAAUUUCUGUGUCAGAAGUAUCUAAAGAAAGUUUGACUGACAGUGUUAAAGUUAUACCACCACACACAUGUGAAAGUUUGGCAGAGUGGCAGAAGAUAGCAGAGUAUUAUGUAGAAGGACCAAGGCUAGAGCUUGUGGGAGAAAGGGCUAACAUAUAUCCAGAUGCUACAAAAAUGUUUUGGACACCAGCACCCCCAAAGUUCGCUGCUCCAGUUUCCCUUGUGCAAGAAACUGUUUUCCCAAAGUAUCAGGCUAUUGUGAAUGAUUAUGAAAUUAAUGUGGAGGAGCCAUACAUUAACAUUCAAUGUGAAAAUGAAGAUAUAGAAGAUGAGAAACAGAAAGAAGAAGACAGAGCUGCUUUGGUUGUUUCUGAUAAGAGAAAAUUAAAUUAUUCUCUUCCUGAAGAGAUUCAAGAAAUUGAAUCUGGAGUGGAAUUUGUCACAGCCUGUGGUUCCCCUGAUACCCAGCCUGUUGCACCUAUGAAAGCACAUAGAAAAUACAAAGUUCCUCAUUCUUUCAAAUUUCUAUACACUCAUCCCAGACCUGACCCAGCAGUUAUAGAGGCUCAGUGUGAUAUUCUGAAUUUAGAUAGAUAA